CUAACGCCAUACGGGCGUUCUGCACCGGAAGUACGUCAUCUUCCUCUUCCUGCCUCGACUCAGGCGCCUGAAACACGAGUGUUCGUCUCUUCUCUUCUUACUAAGCGGCGCUGUGAAGAAACUGGACCGACUGGCGACACUUAACUAACACAAAAUGAGACCCAUCCUGCUCCAGGGCCAUGAAAGGUCCAUCACCCAAAUCAAGUACAACAGAGAAGGAGACCUGCUCUUCUCCGUAGCUAAAGACACGGUCACCAAUGUGUGGUACUCUGUUAAUGGCGAGAGGCUCGGCACAUACAAUGGACACACAGGAGCUGUGUGGUGUGUCGACUGUGACUGGGACACUAAAAACGUAUUGACGGGAUCAGCAGACAACAGCUGCCGACUGUGGGACUGUGAGACCGGUAAACAGCUCGCCCUGCUCAACACCAACUCUGCUGUCAGAACGUGCGGCUUCGACUUCAGCGGCAACAUCAUCAUGUUCUCCACAGACAAGCAGAUGGGUUACCAGUGCUUCCUGAACUUCUUUGACCUGAGGGAUCCACAGCAGAUCGAAGACAACCAGCCCUACCUGUCCCUACCUUGCGCUGACCACAAGAUUACCAGUGCUGUGUGGGGACCCCUGGGAGAGUUCGUCAUUGCUGGCCAUGAGAACGGAGAGUUCAACCAGUUCAGCGCCAAGUCUGGAGAGAUCCUGAAGAAGGCCAAGGAACACACCAAGCAGAUCAAUGACAUCCAGACAUCAGUGGACCUCACGAUGUUCAUCAGUGCCUCCAAGGACAACACAGCCAAGCUGUUUGACUCCGCCUCUAUGGAUCACAUCAAGACUUUCAAGACAGAGAGACCCGUCAACUCUGCUGCCAUCUCCCCCAUUAUGGAUCACGUGGUGAUGGGAGGUGGGCAGGAGGCCAUGGAGGUCACCACGACCUCCACCAGGAUCGGCAAGUUUGAGGCCAGGUUCUUCCAUGCUGCCUAUGAAGAGGAGUUUGGCAGAGUCAAAGGUCAUUUCGGCCCCAUCAACUGUGUAGCAUUCCACCCUGAUGGCAAGAGUUACAGCAGUGGAGGAGAAGACGGAUACACAAGGAUUCACUACUUUGACCCACAGUACUUUGACUUUGAACUAGAGGCAUAAACAAUCCGGAUAAACAGACAACACCGCUUCAGCUAACAUCGUACUCAGUCCAGUCAGGAAGAAGGAUUAACGGACUGAAGUGCUAUUUACAGUCUACUAACCACCUCGCCUCAUUCCCUUCAUCUGAACUCAUCUAUAAUCAGUGUACUUCAAAUAAAGGUGAAGAGGUUGACCGCAUCUCAGUGACAAGAAUUUUUCGGGUGUUUUGUAAAGUAAUUUUCUAACAUCACUUGGAAACUGUCUCGGUGGGUUCAGAAGCAAUUUUUUUUUUUUUGCCCUGGAUCUGCAGAGCUUUUGUGACUGGACUUGAAAAACCCACUCCCCCUGAUUCCCAAGUCUAUUUAAUCUGGUUCUACAAAUUAGAAUUUGAGUUGAUAUAUUUUCUGUUCUGCCAUUCCACCACAAGUUUCAAUAAAAUUACUGAAUUCAA
Messenger RNA from Sebastes umbrosus (honeycomb rockfish), 1562 nucleotides. It is a transcript of the gene eif3i, whose product is annotated as eukaryotic translation initiation factor 3, subunit I. The record is from RefSeq and is a predicted model, not a curated record. NCBI's taxonomy places the organism in Eukaryota, Metazoa, Chordata, Actinopteri, Perciformes, Sebastidae. Gene Ontology annotation, biological process: cytoplasmic translational initiation. The transcript is spliced from 11 exons. Gene Ontology annotation, molecular function: protein binding; RNA binding; translation initiation factor activity. The coding region runs from base 155 to 1132 and encodes 325 amino acids. Gene Ontology annotation, cellular component: cytoplasm; eukaryotic translation initiation factor 3 complex, eIF3m.